AUGCUUCCUGUUAUCCUGAAUGCCGCCAAGGACCGUGUACCGAACAUCCGCUUUAACGUUGCCAAGAUGCUUCAGUCUUUCAUACCAAUUGUUGAGCCAUCUGUCGUUGAACAAACCAUCCGACCUUGUCUAUUGGAGCUCAAUGAGGAUCCUGAUCCAGAUGUUCGUUACUUUGCUAACCAAGCUCUUCAGGCAUGUGAUCAAGUUAUGGUUGGUUAA
Molecule: messenger RNA, 219 nt
Organism: Closterium sp. Naga37s-1
Lineage: Eukaryota; Viridiplantae; Streptophyta; Zygnematophyceae; Desmidiales; Closteriaceae
Source: the annotation of a GenBank genome assembly